Protobothrops mucrosquamatus (brown spotted pit viper) is the source of this 1304-nucleotide messenger RNA. RefSeq names its product ubiquitin-associated domain-containing protein 2. Lineage: Eukaryota; Metazoa; Chordata; Lepidosauria; Squamata; Viperidae. Gene Ontology annotation, molecular function: protein binding. The transcript has 6 exons. The coding region runs from base 1 to 780 and encodes 259 amino acids. The record is from RefSeq and is a predicted model, not a curated record.
AUGAACAAGUAUACUGAUAUAGCUCGGAUCAAAGAUUUCCCACAAGACCAGUUUGACGAUAGAAAUAUUCCUAUAGAGCAGAUUACACAACAGAUGGCCCAUAGGAUGCAUAUGGCAGUCCAGUGGUUGUCAACCUUCUUGGGGCCUGUAUUUGCUCUUUUUGUUCCAUUUUAUUCCUCCAUUCCAAGAGUACAAGUGACACAAAUUCUAGGACAAUUUUCCAUCACAAACAAGACGCUGGUUUAUAUAUUGGGUUUGCAGCUUUUAACCUCUGGGUCUUACAUCUGGAUUGUAGCUUUAAGUGGCCUGAUUUCUGGAAUGUGCUACAGUAGUAGUCUUUUAAAAGUGUACCACAUACUUUCUGUGCCCUCUGGCAUAGCAAGGAUAUUUGCUCAAACUCUUGAACCAAUUUUCUCAUCGGCGGAGCCCUCUAAUGAAUUUGGAGUUGGAAUGGGAGCAACUAUUGAUAUACAGAGGCAACAGCGGAUGGAGCUACUUGAUCGACAGAUCUUGAUCUCUCAGGUUGCUCAGAUGAGGCGACAAAGACAAGGUGGAAUGGUUAAUUGGAAUCGUUUCUUUCCUCCUUUACGUCACCGACCUAAUGCAAAUUAUUUGGAUAAUCACCCAACUGUGCAUGAGGGACAGCCUCCAGCUCAAGUUUCUGAAGAACAGGUUGCCCGGCUCAUGGAAAUGGGAUUUUCUCGAGUAGAUGCUUUGGAAGCUUUGAGAGCUUCUAAUAAUGAUCUUAAUGUAGCCACCAACUUUUUGCUGCAGCACUGAUGAAUUGAAUACCUGCAGGGAAGAACUUAAAUUGACGUGUGUCAUGUGCUUUCCAGAGGGCUGUAAACAACUACAGGGUGGACAUUGAAUGUUUAAAUCAAGAAAAGAGAAGCUGCCUCUUCACAUGCAAUAUAUUACUGCAGAAAAGAUGGCUGGCACUGGAAAUAUCUUUCCCUUGAAUGGAGUAUACUAGCCAGGUUGCACUGGAAAAGUGUUUGCAAUCAUCAACAUAUGUUAUAUAUCAAUAUUUAUUUUGCAAAACCGGGUUUAUGUGUUGCCCCCAACCCCAAAAUCAGCAUGAAAUGUUUGAUCAUUUCUGAUAACAAAGAAAUAAGAAUUUUUCUUCUUAAAAUAACUCUGUUUGCCAAAAAAAAUAUUUUGUUUAUAGAUGGCCAACAAAGCAGCAUUUUAUUUUCUUAUUUUUUAAAAAAUACUACAUUUCAUUCAUCUGCUUUAUCAAAGCUUCAAGAAAUGUGCAAAAUUCCUUGGCUGUGUAAUUUCAAUAAAGGGAGAAAGGACUGAAA